Messenger RNA from Alternaria arborescens, 921 nucleotides. RefSeq lists its product as hypothetical. Gene Ontology annotation, biological process: transmembrane transport. Gene Ontology annotation, molecular function: transmembrane transporter activity. NCBI's taxonomy places the organism in Eukaryota, Fungi, Ascomycota, Dothideomycetes, Pleosporales, Pleosporaceae. Bases 1 to 921 code for a protein of 306 amino acids. The transcript is spliced from 2 exons. The record is from RefSeq and is a predicted model, not a curated record.
AUGAGUCUCUUUCUUUCAUCAACGACAGGAUUUCUUAUUUCAAUCAGCCGUGGUGGCAUCGAAUACCCGUGGAGCUCGUGGCAUACACUUGUACCGCUGCUCAUUUGUACUGCUGGCCUUUUAGCGCUUGCUGCACACCAGGAGUAUGUGGCAAAGAACCCCUUCAUUCGUACAAGUGUUUUCAAGAACCGAUCUGCAGCGAUCGUUCUCACGCUGACGGUACUAUACGGUCUCAUUCUCUCAGCAGUUCUCUUCUACCUACCAUUGUAUUUCGAGGCAGUGAAGGGUAUGUCACCUGUCAUGGCUGGGGUGGCCAUUUUUCCUUGGACCUUGACUCUUGCUCCAUGUGCUAUGAUUACUGGUAUCGUUAUAUCGAAAACAGGAAAAUACAUAUGGGCUAAUUGGUUGGGAUGGUGCUUCUCGGUAGCUGGUAUGAGCCUUCUCGUCUUACUCAGGGCCGAUACUUCAUCUGCAGUAUGGGUCUCGAUCAGCCUUAUUGGUGGUAUUGGGAUGGGUACCCUUUAUCCAGCAAUGAUGAUUGGUGUUCAGGCAUCUACAUCGGUGGAAAAUCAGGCUUUUGCAACCAAUAUGUUCACAUUCUUGAGAGCUCUUGGUCAGACCUUUGGGGUAACAAUCGGCGGCAUCAUCUUUCAAAGCAUGUUAGAAAAGAAGAUGUUGUCAAUACCGCUCCUAUCCGACAGAGCUAAGGAGUACUCUAAGGAUGCAGUUGGAUUGGUUCAGAUUAUCAAAGCAAUGCCGGAUAAUGAGAUGAAGGUGCAGCUGAAGGAAAGUUUCGUCUACGCACUCAUGCACAUCUGGGUUGUAGUGGCAGUAUUCUCAGGGAUCGCGCUCAUUGCAAGCCUAUUCAUGAAAGGCUAUGAGAUAAGCAGUCCGCGUGAGACGGAUCAGAGCACUGAGUGA